Molecule: messenger RNA, 1512 nt
Organism: Pomacea canaliculata
Lineage: Eukaryota; Metazoa; Mollusca; Gastropoda; Architaenioglossa; Ampullariidae
Product: transmembrane protein 234 homolog
Exons: 5
Coding region: 126-515 (129 amino acids)
Source: RefSeq, a predicted model, not a curated record
CUUUGGUAAGCAUAGGGUUUGGGAACUCCCUGCGUCCUUAGUAGAGAAGCCCGUCAUCAAAAGCUUCCUGAUGUGUUAAUACCUGUUUGUUGUUUGCAAGUUACCAAUAAUAGAAAAGAAAAAUCAUGAACACUCUAGAGGAGUCAGCCUGGCUGCUAGUAGUAGCAGCUAUGUGGGGAGCCACCAAUCCACUCAUAAAGAAAGGCAGCAAGGGUGUGGAGCUGAUAAAAGAAGACAGUGCAUUUUCGCAAUUUCUGGCAGAAUUCCAGUUCUUGUUUUUCAAUAUUAAAUAUCUCAUUCCAUUUUUACUUAAUCAGAUGGGUUCUGUUCUUUACUACAUUAUGCUGUCUUCUACAGAUCUAUCUCUUGCUGUACCACUCACUAAUUCUCUCACAUUCAUCUUUACUUCCUUGUCUGGGAGGAUUCUUGGAGAAAAGCCAGAGUCAUAUGAAACACUGCUUGGCCUUUUCCUUGUGGUGUGUGGAGUUGUUCUCUGUGUCUACAGCAAGUCCUGACACUUUAGGAAAAGUAAAAAUGUUCAUUCAUAUUUAUUGUCCCUAUUUUUGAUCAACCAGUUUCAGAGACUGUAGUUGUGAAGCAAAGGUAACAUUACUUCAGGGUUAGCUAUGAAACACAGGUAACAGUCCCCCAGCAUUAGCUAUGAAGCAAAUGUAAUGCUGCUUCAGGGUAGCUAUAAAGUGUAACAUUACCCCUGGGGUGUAUGUCAAGCAGAUUGUUAUCCCAGGGUUAGAAAGCAUAGUUGUAGGGUCCUGCAAUGGAAAUAGGGAUGGACCUAGGUGGUCAGCUAAUAAUGUGGAGGAUGGCAUCUUGCAUAGUCUACAUCUUUGGCUACAAAGAGGCUGGUAGGGCUAUAUGUAUGAAGUCUUGGAUGUACCACUUCUAUGGCUACAGAGGCUUGGUAGGGCUGUAGGGAUGGAGUCUCAGACAUACCACAGUUAUGACAACAGAGGACUUGAUUGGGUGUUGUUAUGGAGUCUCAGGUUUAUAACUACAGACCCCAGGGUGCCAUCCAUAGUAAGAUAAUAUUCUAGGGUGUGACCAUUUGUUCCACAGAUCAUGUACAUGGAAAUAAGCUUCAAGCUUUCAAGUAGACCAUUGCUGUUCUUUCUCAAAUGGUUGGUUAAAAACAGUUUUGACAUUGAGAGAUUUUUAAAAAAUGCCUUGAGGUAUCAGCAAGUUGAUAUGUCUUUCCAUGUGUAUUUGUAACAAAAUGCAGUGUACAGUUUUGUUCAGAUUCACUUCAGAUCAGUAUAGCUUGCUUAUAUCAUUUCAUGUGCCGAUGCACUUUUCAAAAUUUUUAGAUACAAAUUAAUUUUUGUAAUUUUUUUCUGUAUUACUUAAUGUUCUUUUCUGUAUUAUUAUUAUUGUCAUCACCACUACCACCAUCAAAUGUUAUACUUGAAAAGAAUCAUAUAAAAUUGAUAUCUGUGGGCAUUUUGAUAAAAAUGUUCAUGAUUGGCUUUAAAGACAGUGAACAACAUGUUUGUCAAG